Polistes canadensis is the source of this 1269-nucleotide messenger RNA. RefSeq names its product methylthioribulose-1-phosphate dehydratase. The transcript has 7 exons. NCBI's taxonomy places the organism in Eukaryota, Metazoa, Arthropoda, Insecta, Hymenoptera, Vespidae. The record is from RefSeq and is a predicted model, not a curated record. Bases 382 to 1065 code for a protein of 227 amino acids. Gene Ontology annotation, cellular component: cytoplasm. Gene Ontology annotation, molecular function: metal ion binding; methylthioribulose 1-phosphate dehydratase activity.
AUCUCAACUCAGUAACUGAAUCGUUGCUGAUAGAAGCAAGCAAAAAAUCUACUAAUAAGAUUUCUUUUUAUACGACAUAUCUAUAAUUUAACGUUAUAUUAGAUAAAUUUUUGAAAUAAAACUUCUUUUGGGAGGGUAUCGAAAAUUUUCAAAUCAAAUCUUUUUUUUUAGCGUUAUCGAUCUUCCCCACGCUCACGCAUAUUUCGAGACAUUUGAUCCAUAACCAUUAUCCGAUUUAAGUUCUCUUGACAAUGAAUAAACUAUUCUGGACCAUCCAUUAAAUCCUCUAAGUUUUUUGCAAAUCUCAGAAGUGGGAUAAACGAAAAAAUAUUGAUCGGGCAAAAUUUUUUCCAUACCUGUAGAAAUAUAGACGAUAUUCAAAUGUCUUCGAACGAUAAGAUUUUAUCCAAGGAACAUCCUCGAAAUUUAAUACCGGAAUUAUGUCAACAAUUUUAUCAUUUAGGAUGGGUUACUGGUACUGGUGGGGGUAUAUCCAUCAAGCAUGAAGACAAAAUCUACAUAGCUCCAUCAGGCGUACAGAAAGAACGAAUAAAAGCAGAAGAUAUGUUUGUUCAAGAUAUAAAUGGAAAAGAUCUAGAACUACCACCAGUUGAAAAAAAAUUAAAAAAAUCACAAUGUACUCCACUAUUUAUGUGUGCCUAUCUUAGAAGAAAUGCUGGUGCUGUAAUCCAUACACAUUCUAAAGCUGCUUUGAUGGUUACUUUAUUAUGGCCUGGAAAAGAAUUUCAGGUCACUCAUCUUGAAAUGAUAAAAGGUAUAAGAAAUCAAAAGUUAGGAAAAGCUUAUCGUUAUGAUGAAAAGCUAGUGGUACCUAUAAUAGAAAAUACACCUUUCGAAGAAGAUUUAAGAGAGGAAUUAGAUAAAGCAAUUACUGAAUAUCCAGAAACUUGUGCAGUUUUAGUACGUAGACAUGGUGUUUAUGUUUGGGGAGAUACUUGGCAACAAGCCAAAACAAUGACUGAAUGUUAUGAUUAUUUAUUUGAUGUUGCCAUACAAAUGAAACAACAUGGUCUGAAUCCAGCAUCAACUCCAUCAGUAUUGUGAACUCCAUUGUUAAAAAAUAUUGUUAAAAUUACUAUAAUAGUUUUUGAUGCUUGAUUUUCAUGGAUUGGAACAGCUUGUAAUUGACAAUGAGAUGUUUUAUAAUUUCUUUCAAAAAAUACCGGUACUCGAUUUGUACUUGCAAAAUACGUUUUUAUUGCAUUUUUGUAUAAUUCUAUUUCUUUUAAAAUGUUGGAUGGUAGAACU